GACAACAUGUUAAAGGCUCUGUGUUUUCUGUAGUCGCUGAUAAUCUUGGGGCACAUUCAAUUUGUGGACUUGUGGAAAAUUUUUGUGGACCAUUCAUUUGUAGAUUUUGCCUUGGAGAGCGAUCAGAAUUUCAAAGAAAGGAGGUGAGGUCAGGUGCAUUUCCUGCUCGGACCAAAGAGAAUCAUGCCACUCAUUUAUUGACUGUUAAAGAAAAUCCUGCUUUGACACACUGUUACGGUGUAAAAAAUGCUUGCCCACUUACUGAAAAUCUGAGCUAUUUCCACUGUGUGACUGGCUAUCCACCCGAUAUAUUGCACAACACUUUUGAAGGCAUCGUUCCCUUGGAAUUGGGUCUGUGCUUCAGUGUUUUUAUCUCAAAGAAAUAUUUCACUUUCAGUGAACUUAACAGAGCCAUCACACAAUUUCCGUAUAAAUGGGCUGACAAAACUGAUUGUCCUCAGCCAUUACCUACAACCUUUUCCUCAAAAAAGAAGAUUGGAGGAAACGCACAUGAAAAUUGGGCCCUCAUACGACUGCUGCCAUUCAUUAUUGGACACAGAAUACCUUUGAAUGAUCCAGCCUGGCUUCUACUCAUGUCUUUAAAAGACAUUAUUGAACUUGUCGUUGCCCCAGUCCACAACAAAGAAAGUGUUGCUUAUCUUGACUCAAAAAUUUCUGAACACCGACACAGAUUCCAAGAAGUAUUUCCUAAUGAAGGGUUAAUCCCAAAGCACCACUUCUUAGAACACUAUCCUGCAUUAAUAAAUGCUUUUGGACCUGUGAUUGCUUUCUGGACAAUGAGGUUUGAAGCGAAACACAGCCAAUUUAAGCAGAUUGUGAGACAUACUGGCAACUUUAAGAACAUUCUCCUUUCUCUGGCCACAAAGCAUCAGCUUUUGAUAAGUCACCACCGGCAUUCCACAACAGUUGUGCCUGCUCUGAGUGUUGUAAGAGUCACAUCAGUGCCUUUAGAUGUCCUGCAUGUAAAUGUUCAGGAAUCAAUCAAGCAUCUGUUUCCUUGUCAGUCUCAAGUACAGCUGGCUGAUACAGUCACCUUCCAUGGAACAAGGUACUCAAAAGGCAUGAUCGUGGCCUAUGGUUGUACUGCUGGUCUUCCUGAUUUUGCAGAGAUUGUUCAAAUUGCCCUUUUUGGGGAAAAGGUGCAUUUUAUUGUGAAAACACUCAUGUCCUGGUAUGAUGAACACUAUCGUGGAUUUCAUCUUGAGAAGACCGAUCACAUAACUCUUGUUGAACAACAAAACCUUAGUGAUGUUUGUCCCCUGUCAGCCUAUAUUGUUGCAGGAAAGCUCAUGGUGACAUUAAAGCGCCACAUCUGUCUCCAGUGUUGAGUAUGACUUUGUAUAACAUAUUUGUUUCUUAUGUCUUUCUAGACAUGGAACCAACAGUCAGAUUCCGGGUCCUCAUUGAUCACGAGGUCAAAAAACUUACACUCAACAGUGGCAUACCCUCAACUGUGGAUGAAUUGGUUGCAGCCAUCAAAAAACAAUUUGCCAUCACCACAGAAAUCAGUCUUCAGUACAAAGAUGAAGAGUUUGAUGACUUUUUCACCCUAACGACCACAAAGGAACUCAAAGAUAAAGACACACUGAAAGUAGUGUGUGUACCGCUAAACAUAACACUGACCCUUGUUCCCCAGGAAAGCACCCCUGAUACCUCCAGUGUGUACUCUUUAUCCGAGUCUGUGACACACUCUGACGGCUCAGAUGAUACUGUGAUUCUGUCUCCUUCACCCUCUGAAAGGCAAAAACCAUGGCCUGCUCUAUUUCCCAUUCCAACUUUCUCACACAACACUGAGCUGGCUUUGAGUCAAGGUAAUGAGAUUUAUUUAAGAGAUGGCACCCUACUGACAUCACCCAGUGUCAAAGCGGAUAUCUUGGAGCGCCUGGCAGAGGCCAUGUUUAGCUACACAGCGUACCCCAAUGAUGCCCAGAGGUCUGCAGUAGCACAGGCACUAAUAGAAAAGCAUCCCUGUUUGAAGGAGCCUGGCUCUUUUAAUGGAAUUUAUGGGUGGCAACAAAGCCUGAAAUACAAAUGUGGAAACUAUCGUACCAAACGUAAAGCAUUGGGAAGCCCUGAACUCCUGAUAAACUCAAUGAAAUACAAGAUGGGAGAUGACAGAAAACCUGCUAAAAACAUCAAGAAACCAAAGAGGGCAGAAGUAAAUUACCUGCCUCAGCACCCUUCUGGUGAAACAGACAGCAGCCUUGAGAAUGUGAGGCUUGACCUAAUAGAAGCCAGCAAGAAAAGGGACGUCAAAAGCAUAAAUGACAUGAUGGCCAGAACAUAUAGCUGGAGAAGAAUGGAAGUGGUUGUCCAGUCCCCAGAUGUGGCAAAAUUUAAAGAAAGAUGGCCUGCCCUCUUUGAACCAUCCCAGAUAAAUGAAGAAUUCCGAAGGUGUGCUGCAGUUCCACUAGAAUCAGUGUUUAUGUCCCAGCUGGACAAGUACACUCCAAAACUUCUUGACCUGUUUAGUGCGAAGGGUGGAGCGGUUGGUCAACGCAUCAAGAACUUGUUAAUGGAACUGACACAGGAUCCAAGUACCUCUGUGGUGAAGAAGAGAGACGUGACUCUGAGAUGCCUCGUUGAAUACAUGGGAGAGAGUGGGCAAGAGCUCAUCUCUGACUACUAUGGAAAAACAGAGAGCAGUGUCCACGAGGACUUGAAAAUGAGCAAUAUGCAGAUAUACGUCUGCCGUGAACCAGAUGCAGUGGGCAUCAUCAUUGAGGGAAUCCCAGUGCUUACUGAUCUUGGAAAUCUGGCCAGGGCAUGUUGCCUGCUUCUGGGGAUGACAUAUGCUCUGAACCUGCAGUAUCCACCACAACUCUGCAAAACAUUUGAGGUGUUCCAAAGACUUUUUGUGGGACUUGACACACUGCGCCCAAAACCUUCCUCCCGAUUCAUGACACUAAAAAACAAACUUCUGAGUUAGUUGGUCAAAUGCCAGCCUCGCACUCAUAAAUGGCAAUCUCAUUGUGUUUUUCAGAGAGCUUUUCAGAAGAUUGUUCUGAAUGUUUAUUUGUUAAUUGGCUGCAGUUCAGAAGUUCUGUUAUAUAAACCAGUUUAUGGUAAAAUGUUUUAAUACAUACUAAGAUGUACUGUGCACUUACGGAUUGAAGCUGAAGUCAGUUAUUUUGUGUCAGAUGCCGUGAUCCGGCUUCCCUGUGUUUUAUUUUAAUGUCCUUGUAAGGAUAUAUGUAAGAUUGUUGUUUAAUUUUUGUUUUCUUUGCUUCACCACUCUUGCUCGGUGGGCAGUUUAACUGAGAAAAAUGUGGUAGUCAAGCACAGACUUUUUCAGUUCCUGGAUAAGCC
Messenger RNA from Carassius gibelio (silver crucian carp), 3330 nucleotides. RefSeq lists its product as uncharacterized. The transcript is spliced from 4 exons. Lineage: Eukaryota; Metazoa; Chordata; Actinopteri; Cypriniformes; Cyprinidae. The record is from RefSeq and is a predicted model, not a curated record. Bases 1352 to 2950 code for a protein of 532 amino acids.